UUACCUUAUUGUGAUGCCCAAAAUUCCCAAACAGACUAUCUCAACACUCAUAAUUCAGCUCGAUCUCAAGUAACUGGUGUUAGUGCAAUAACAUGGAACACAACUCUUGAAAAUUAUGCACAAACUUAUGCCAAUCAAAGAAUUAGUGAUUGCAAUCUUGUCCACUCUAAUGGUCCUUACGGCGAAAAUAUUGCUAAGGGAAGUGGUUCUUUCAUGACCGGCACUGCUGCUGUUAACUUGUGGGUGGGCGAAAAACCGUACUAUGAUUAUAAUAGUAAUAGUUGCACUGGUGGAAAAGAAUGUCGACAUUAUACUCAAGUAGUCUGGAAAAACUCGAUUCAACUUGGUUGUGCUCGAGUUCAGUGUACCAACGGCUGGUGGUUUGUUACAUGCAACUAUAAUCCUCCAGGCAAUUACAUUGGUCAA
Messenger RNA from Solanum tuberosum (potato), 426 nucleotides. Its product is annotated as pathogenesis-related protein 1A-like. The transcript has a single exon. The record is from RefSeq and is a predicted model, not a curated record. Gene Ontology annotation, cellular component: extracellular region. The annotation marks the transcript as partial. Lineage: Eukaryota; Viridiplantae; Streptophyta; Magnoliopsida; Solanales; Solanaceae.